GUCAGGCGAACAAUAACCCGCAGUUCGUCCCGCCCGUGCCCCGCGGGGUGUGGGACAGCGCCGCGGCACUGGCGGCGCUCCACGCGUGACGAGUCCGCGGGAGGGGCGGGACCGCCGUGACACCCGGCGGUGACCGCGGCGGGGCUUCCCUCUCGCCUGCUCUCCCCUCCUCUCCCCACAGCGAUUCCUGUCGAAAUGCGGCGCCCCGCGCUGGUAUGAGCCCCCGGGCCGGGAGGAGCGCGCCCCGGGCACCGCCGCUUUCCCUGGCCGGGGCUCGGUGUCGCCAAGGAAGGGCUGUCGCCGGCCGUGGCCGCGGAGCCGCCGCUCGCAGCAGCGCCGGACGCGGGACGGACGCAGGUUUAGCACACUGGAAGCAUGGCUACAAGUGCCGUUCCCAGCGAAAACCUCCCCACGUACAAGCUGGUGGUGGUUGGAGAUGGUGGUGUGGGGAAGAGUGCUCUCACCAUUCAGUUUUUCCAGAAGAUUUUCGUGCCAGACUACGACCCAACUAUUGAAGACUCCUACCUGAAGCACACAGAAAUAGAUGGGCAGUGGGCAAUUCUUGAUGUUCUGGACACUGCGGGCCAGGAGGAGUUCAGUGCAAUGCGGGAGCAGUACAUGAGGACCGGAGAUGGUUUCCUCAUAGUCUACUCGGUGACAGACAAGGCGAGCUUCGAGCACGUGGACCGGUUCCACCAGCUGAUCCUCCGAGUCAAGGACAGAGAGUCCUUUCCAAUGAUUUUGGUGGCAAACAAGGUUGAUCUAAUGCAUUUACGGAAAAUUACAAGAGAACAGGGAAGAGAAAUGGCAACAAAACAUAACAUUCCCUAUAUAGAAACUAGUGCCAAGGACCCACCUCUGAACGUUGACAAGGCCUUCCAUGAUCUCGUGAGAGUAAUAAGGCAACAGAUCCCAGAGAAAAGCCAGAAGAAGAAGAAAAAGACCAAAUGGCGAGGGGACAGAGCCACGGGCUCCCACAAACUCCAGUGUGCGAUUUUGUGAUGGGACACCCUGGGAGUGCCUUGGACACCUCCCUCCUCCCCCCUUGACUCACCGCCAGCCCAGGCGAGGAGCAGCAGUGUGGUGCCAGCGCGGCCCCAUCACCCCCUUGGGGUCCCUGCGGCGGCUCUGACUUGGAGGAGGCGGCUCGAAGGGUCUGGACAUCCCCCCGAGGGGGCUGCGCCUCAGGGCCAGCAUGGGAGCUGCACGAACGGGAGGCGGAAGGGAUCGGCAGGGCCUCGACUCUCAAACAUCCCCAGAGCCUUCCAGGGGCCUCCAUGAUGUUUAUGAAAAAAAAAAAAAAAAAAAAAAAAGGAAGAAGAAAAACAAAAAGGAAAAAGGAAAAAAAAAGUGUUGGUUUUAUCUGCAAAACAUUUCUCCUUGUGACCCAUUUCUGAACAGCCAUGAAUAGCCCCCCUGUUUGGUACAGUCAUCUGUGUAUGUGUGGGGGAAGGGAAAGGGCUUUUCUUUCUCUAAUUUUUUUUGUCCUCUUCUUUCUCGUUUUUUGCUCAGUGAGUGUUGGGUUGCAAAGAAACAAUGGCCAGGGUUAGACUUUUUGCACUGAACUCUCUCUUGGGCGGCAGUGCCAAAACACGACUUCAAUAUGAAAGUGCAUAGAUUUGGAGGAAGAAAAUUAAUUCCAGCUGCUCUGGGUGCUCCAGACAUUGUGUCAGACUCUGGAGGGCUGCCAGCUCACAGACCAUAAACUCCAGCUUAGGAAAGGAGGUUUGGGCUCGGAUUAUAUUUUUUUUUCUUACCCUUUGUCAAGAGGUUUUGUUUCUGUUUUGUAACUUGGGACAUGUCAAACUUAAGGUGUUUUGUUAACCUGGAAGUAUUUAAAUUAAAGUAAUUUACAAAUGGAA
Molecule: messenger RNA, 1862 nt
Organism: Myiozetetes cayanensis
Lineage: Eukaryota; Metazoa; Chordata; Aves; Passeriformes; Tyrannidae
Gene: MRAS
Product: muscle RAS oncogene homolog
Exons: 6
Coding region: 376-1002 (208 amino acids)
Biological process (GO): signal transduction
Cellular component (GO): plasma membrane
Molecular function (GO): GDP binding; GTPase activity; GTP binding
Source: RefSeq, a predicted model, not a curated record